AUGGCCGAAUACUGGAAAUCUACGCCUAAAUAUUGGUGCAAGCAAUGCCAAAUUUACGUCCGCGACACCGCCUUCGAGAAAGCCCAGCAUGAAGCGACGGGAAAACACCAAGGAAACUUAAAACGCUUCCUCAGGGACAUCCAUCGCAGCAAAGAGCGCGAGGAAAGAGAGAGCCAACGGACCAAAAACGAAGUCGAGAGACUGCGAAACUUGGUAUCGGGCAAACCCGCCGCGCCUAGAACCGAUGCGGCGCAGACUCGACCGCUGGCAUCGUCGCAUGCGCCGCGGCAAGCAACAGCCGAAGACCGAAAGAAGCAGAUGGCGCAACUGGCAGAAAUGGGUGUUGCUGUUCCGGAAGAGUAUCAACGAGAUAUGGCGAUUGCGGGGCAAUGGAAAACGGUUUCAGAGCGAAGGAUUACGCCGGUCGAGAACGAGGAAGAUGGUGAAACUCGGCGGCUCAGUGUUGGCGUGAGGAAGAGGAAGCAUGAGGGAGAGGAGGAGGAAGAUGAAGAGGCUCAUAUUGAGAAUAAAAAUAUACGAAAGGGCUGGGGUGCCGCGACGCGAGAUUAUCCUGGAGCCACUGACGAGAACGACGACUUAGACGCACUUCUCUCAAAAACAAAGGUGAAGAAACGUGAUAACGACGCAGAAUCAGACACGAAAUCAAAACUAGAAGAUGUCCAAGAUAACCCCGAAGAGAAGACCGCAUGGACAAAGGUCGAGCCUGAAUCAGCAGAGCCAGCCAAGGAGGAAACCGAUUCACAAGAAGCGUCUCAAGUGCAGCCAGCAGAGGGCGAGCCUCAAGAGACAGCGCCAGCGGUUGUCUUUAAAAAACGAAAGAACAAGGCUGCAAAGAGAUAG
Talaromyces proteolyticus is the source of this 861-nucleotide messenger RNA. RefSeq names its product putative formin binding protein. The transcript has 2 exons. Gene Ontology annotation, cellular component: precatalytic spliceosome. The coding region runs from base 1 to 861 and encodes 286 amino acids. Gene Ontology annotation, molecular function: zinc ion binding; RNA binding. Gene Ontology annotation, biological process: mRNA splicing, via spliceosome. NCBI's taxonomy places the organism in Eukaryota, Fungi, Ascomycota, Eurotiomycetes, Eurotiales, Trichocomaceae. The record is from RefSeq and is a predicted model, not a curated record.